This is a messenger RNA of Schistocerca americana (American grasshopper), 4197 nucleotides long. Its product is annotated as longitudinals lacking protein-like. Gene Ontology annotation, molecular function: protein binding. Gene Ontology annotation, biological process: regulation of transcription by RNA polymerase II. Lineage: Eukaryota; Metazoa; Arthropoda; Insecta; Orthoptera; Acrididae. The record is from RefSeq and is a predicted model, not a curated record. The transcript is spliced from 2 exons. Gene Ontology annotation, cellular component: nucleus. The coding region runs from base 2510 to 3817 and encodes 435 amino acids.
UAACCUUGGCAACAAGUGAGUAUUUGAGCUUCCCUUGCUGUACUUAAUAUCUUUAUGGUUUGAGCAAGGGCUUAAUUAGCCACAAGGUUUAUUGGUCCUCUUUAAUUUUAUACUUUAAAUGAUGUCAUCAACUUCUGGCAAAUGUAGAUGUACAGCCAGUACAAAUUCCUUAAAUGGCAUCAUUUACCACUCUCAACUGUAAUUGUUUUUGCUGUGCCACUGCAAUUUUGACUUAUGUGCCAUUGUCGAGCACAAGAUAAGUUUAAGUGACACAGCUAUAGUUCAUAAGAGCUGCCAGAGGUCAACUAAAAUUGGAAGCUGGUUACUUAUCCUUUGCUUUUUAGUUGUGAUUGUUGACACGUGUCAAAGCAUCUGACUUGGUACUGUGCAAAUGCUUAUUAAUAAAAAUACAGUCAAACGGGGUGUCUAAUGAAACUUGUUACUGGACUGAAGUAGUCUUCGUAGGAACGAUGCAGCAUUUCAUGUUCGAUGGAGAGUCACUGGCAUGUGUGGAAGUAACUUUGUGUGUGCUCCAUGGAAUUGCUAUUCUCAUUGUGUAUUAAAGACUGGCAGACAAAAUUAACGCUAACCUUGGAGUCUGCCGAUGAUGCAGUUGACUGUAAUGAAGCACUAUUUAAAGAAAGUAGCAUAAAUAUUAAAUCAAAUAAAUAUUCAAACUGUUGCAAAAAGGCUGGCAACUUGGUUUAAAUAUUUAGAAAUGUAAAACUGUGCACUGGUAAAAUUUUACUUACAGCAGCAGUGGUGGCAUAGUGUGCUCAUGUUAGCAACAACUGGCCGUGGAGUAAAUAAUUAAUGCUGUUCCUUAUCUGUGGUUGAAAGGUUCUUGUAUGCACCCUUGUGCAAUCAGUAAAUUAAUUAUCCUUGUAAAGAUAACAUUUCAUAUCAAAACAUUUGCGUUAACAUGCAUGUUAGAUAAUUUUCAGCUGUCACUGUAAACAUCAGCACACUACACUGCUGCUGUCAUAAGUAAAAUUUAACCUGUGCACUUCACAAAACAAAAAAUUAGGGUGCAAUGACUGUAACACAGAGUCAACUGAGGUCAGUCAAUUUGUACAAAUGCUUGGGUGUAACAGUUUGUGAGUGUAAAAAUGGAAUGAUAACACAGGCACAGCCAUUGGUCAAGCAGGUGGCAGACAUUGGUUCUGUGGUAGUAAGAUGGGACAUUGUAAAGAGUCUACAAAAGAGAUUUGUUACAAAAACACUCAUGCUCUGUGAAUAUUGCUCGCAUGUGUGCAACCUGUACUGAACAGAACUGACAAGGAGUUUUGAAUAUGCACUAAGAAGGGCAGCUUGAAUGGUCACAGAUGAUUUGGAGUUGUGAGGGAGAACCAUGAAAAUGCUUGAAUAUGAUGAUGUCCCAUACUUCAAGGAGUGUAGGGAUGAUGCGAGAGACCCGCACCGCCGACUAGGCAAGGUCCUAGCAAAGGCGGUAUGCCAUUGCCUUUCUUGAAUAUAGACACAAACUAUCUUGCAAAAGCCUAUUAAAAUCUAUGAACCACCAUUAAGUGGGAAAUAUAGGAAAAUACUACAGCUUCCUAAGGAACACUCCCGCAGGGACCACGAAGACAAAAUUACAGCAUGCACAAAGGUAUUUGAGCCAUCAGUUCUUCCAUAGCCCUAUCCACAGAUGGUAUGAAAGAAACCCUAAUACUUGAUCUAGUAGGAUGCACGCAGUGUCACAUCACAGCUGUAGAAAGUAAGUUUUAAUUUUAUGAUAAAGGCUUUUCUGUUAUUUCAGUUACUUUAUGGCUUGAACAUUUCAAGAGUGGGAUUCUGUUUGACAGAUACUAGAAAGUUGGGGGAUUAAUACUUUGAAACUUGUAGCAGUUAAUAAAGGACACUGUGACAGAGGUGUAUUUUUAUGUACUAUAAUAACUGUCAUGGGUAAGCCACAAGAAAGCAAACAUAUGUCAAAGACAUUGUUUUAAGUAACUUUAGGAUGAACUAACACUUUUUGAGUGAUCUCCCCAUUCACCAUGCUUUAAUAUUAUUCAGUCAUUGUGGCAUGUAGUGGAAGACACAGUUAAGCACCAGCCCCACCUUUCUUCAUAAUGCACUAGGGAAUGGUAUAGAAUCCAAAUGAUUGACAUUCACAAUUUAGAUACAUCACUCCUCAGCCAGAUUCAGGCUGUCGCAAAUGAAAAAUGUUCCAAGUCAGUGGCAGUCAACCUGGUCCCUACAGCCCACUAAUGGGCAGUCCAGUUUUCAGGAUGGAUUUAUGGUGCUACAAAAACAUAUCCACGUAGAGUACCAGAAGGAUUCGAUCGAUUCGCUGUAAAUGAGCAACAGAAUCCAGUCUGACCUGAGAGCAGAUAUCCUGUUAACUUGGCAGUGUAAAUGUAAUAUGCAAUUGUGAAUACCACUUUGGAAGAGGCAGUAUACAGUAGUUGGCACCCGUGUGUAUCCAAAUAAACAAUAAAUAAACAAAUAAAUACAGUUUUGCAGUAAAAGUUGUUGGUACAGUGUGCAAGCUAGUUACAAGUGAAACAUGGAAGCAAAUGGUAAUGUAUGUUUGAGGUGGAACAACCACCAGAGUACAGUACUUUCUGUCUUUGAAACCCUUUUAGACAGCGGAACACUUGUCGACUGCACUAUCGCAGCCGAAGGUCGUUGCUUGAAAGCUCACCGAGUGAUCCUCUCAUCGUGUAGCCCUUUCUUUGCACUGUUGUUCAGCCAGCACUAUGAGAAACACCCGAUAGUUGUACUGAAAGACAUCAGAUUUCAGGAACUGAGAGCUGUGGUGGAUUACAUGUACCGUGGUGAGGUCAGCAUUUCCCAGGAUCAGCUGGGAGGUCUCCUGCAGGCGGCAAAGUUGCUGCAAAUAAAAGGCUUGUCAGACAGUUGUGAGGGUAGAGGAGAUGGGAAGGUGGAAGUGGACAAAACUAAGGAAAUGUGCUCUUCGGUCCUACAGAGUGGUGCAGCAGUUGAGCAAUCUGCAGAACCUGCAACAGUCACUCAGUUCCCACCAGACACAGACGUAGUUGAUCUAUCAGAUGACAGUUUACCAUCUCCUGACGCACAGGAAACUCUCAGUACAAAAGAACAAAAUACGUCACCAAUCAAUUGUGCUCUCAGGGCUUCACACAGUUUAUCUGCUCGCCAUGAGAACAAAAUUGGGAAUAGUUCUUCUGCAACUGAAAAUCACCUAAGCACUCUACACGGCACAUCCAAUGAACCACAGGUUAGUUCAACGAUUUCAGCACAUGCUUUAACACCGUUGACUUCUGCAGCAUUUCCAAAGUCCGUGCUGGAAAAUAACUUGCCAGAUGUUCCAGAGAACAAGACUGAUAGAAUAAAAUGUGAAAAUACUCUACUGCCAAAAGCAGCUUCAGAGCAGACAGCAGUCACAUUAAAAGGUCCUCUCCAGAAACCAGGAACACUUACAGAAACACCAGUUAAAAGUGAAAGUGAGUUAAUGGACACUGACGACAACUUUGCUGAUGAUGUUUCGCGUAAUUUUACAUUUAAUGAUGUGGACUGUGCAGUGCACCGAGAACAGCAGUCACCUAGUGACAGGGCGAACUUUCUCAGUGAGGGAAUGAGUAUUGAAAGUGUGGUCGACUGGACGUGUGACAUUUAUUCGGGCCUCCCCCAGUCAAAAAGACCUUGUUUCUCUAGGUGCAGAGUUUGUGGCAAGGUGUACAAGUACAACAGGAAUUUAACAAAACAUUUAAAAUAUGAAUGUGGGAAAGAACCACAGUUUCGUUGUCCAUACUGUCCAGCAAGGUAUACUCAGAAUGGAACACUGAGGAAGCACCUUGAAAAACAUCAUCAAAGUAGUGAGAGUGUCAAGUAAUGUAACAGAUUAAACUUGAAAACUUUUAAUUAAAAAAAAAAAAAAAAAAUGGUGGAUACAUUUCCCCUGCUACCAGUACAACUGUGCUUCCAAAAGUCUCACAGUGUGUAAGUGAACAAGUAGUUUGAUAAUACUGUCUCAAACAUCAAUGUUGCUCCCCAAUUACCUUUAAUGUCUGCAUGCAGAAAACAGUGUUAAAGUUAGAAGUUUAUUAGAAUAGAGACCAGGAGGAAAUCAUAUACUGUUGUCAGAAGUUACCGUUUGUUUUCAAGCAAAGAGAAUACACAUAUUAUCAUACUAAUGAUAUAGUGGUGAUGCAAGAUGACUGGAAACAAAUGUGCAGGGCAUAUCUGCAGAAUGAUUAAAGUGUUUUCGAUGAA